Messenger RNA from Penicillium verhagenii, 1272 nucleotides. It is a transcript of the gene gprD, whose product is annotated as protein gprD. The transcript has 2 exons. The coding region runs from base 1 to 1272 and encodes 423 amino acids. Gene Ontology annotation, biological process: adenylate cyclase-activating G protein-coupled receptor signaling pathway. Gene Ontology annotation, cellular component: plasma membrane. Gene Ontology annotation, molecular function: G protein-coupled receptor activity. Lineage: Eukaryota; Fungi; Ascomycota; Eurotiomycetes; Eurotiales; Aspergillaceae. The record is from RefSeq and is a predicted model, not a curated record.
AUGGUUCUUCUCACCCACGUUCUGCGCUCGCUAUACGCCGAUGGCGGCGAUGGCUCUAUCGCCCGCCGCUGGGAAUUCCAUGAUGAAGAUCCGCUCAAGGGUAGCGACCGGUCGCUCUUUAUUGCUAUGGGUGUCAUUGCCCUCUGCUCAUUAGGUUCUACCCUGGGACUUCUGUCAUUCCUUACCUAUCGCUUUGUUUACUGGCAACGGUACUACAAGCAUCCGCUCGCUAAGAACCAAUAUGUUGUUUUGAUUUAUAAUCUGCUGCUGGUCGAUUUCCAACAGGCAAUUGCUUUUACUAUCAGUCUAUACUGGGUAUCCCGAGGAAGUGUUCAUUUUGGUGAGGCUGCCUGUUACUUGCAGGGCUGGUGGAUUCAAACAGGAGAUCCUGGCAGUGGUCUAUUCGUCUUGUCGAUCGCCUUUCAUACUGGCUUCGUCGUUCUACGUGGUCGACAACUACCCUUCAACAUCUUUAUAUACGUGGUCAUCUCUCUAUGGGCCUUUAUCCUUAUUUUGGGUUUCAUUCCGAUCGGCCUAUAUGGAUCCAAGGCGUUUGUUAUUUCCGAAGCCAACUGGUGCUGGCUGAGCCCCGAACAUGAGAGUGAGCGUCUAUGGGGCCACUACUUUUGGAUCUUCCUCUCCGAGUUCGGUACCGUUGUUCUAUAUGCGAUCAUGUUCAUCUACCUCCGACGCCGUAUGGCACAAGCAAAGAUGCUUCGGCGUGGCCAACAAGAGUCUCUCCACCGAUUGAAUCGUGUCGUGAUAUACAUGGUCAUCUACCCUCUGGUCUACUUGGUUAUGUCACUACCCCUCGCUGCCGGUCGCAUGGCCAGCGCCCGGGGUGACACGCCCAGCAAGACCUACUUCGGUGUUGCCGGUUGUCUGAUGGCCAUGUCCGGGGCUAUGGAUGUAGCUGUGUACACUCUGACCCGUCGCCACUUGCUUAUCGACACCGAGCACAGUACCACCGAUCCCAACUACGACAAUACCGACUCCCAAUGGCAGACCAAUAUCACCACCAAUGCUAACCGUUCGCGCAAGGCCUUCAAAAUGGGAUCAAAGCUGGGAUCGAAAUUCCGUCGCAGUACUGUGCCCGAUAAGGAAAGCUCCACUAGUCCUUUCGAGGGUGGCUCUACCGACGAUAUUGUCGCAAAGAACGACAUGGAACUGUCCAACUUUGGUGGUGUAUAUCAAGAAACGACCAUUGAGAUCUCUCAUGAGCCUGUUUCUGAUAUUGAAGCGGAAGAACGAAGCGCGCGUCACAGCGGUUAA